Odobenus rosmarus divergens (Pacific walrus) is the source of this 2704-nucleotide messenger RNA. RefSeq names its product CDKN1A interacting zinc finger protein 1 (gene CIZ1). Gene Ontology annotation, cellular component: nucleus. Lineage: Eukaryota; Metazoa; Chordata; Mammalia; Carnivora; Odobenidae. The record is from RefSeq and is a predicted model, not a curated record. Gene Ontology annotation, molecular function: nucleic acid binding; zinc ion binding. The transcript is spliced from 17 exons. Bases 61 to 2568 code for a protein of 835 amino acids.
CACCCCAGCCCCGCGCGGGGCCCCUGGAUCGCGGGACAGUGGCGGCCGCGGGGAGCCACCAUGUUCAACCACCAGCAGCAGCAGCAGCUCCAGCAGCUCCAGCAGCAGCAACUCCUGCAGCUGCUCCAGCAGUCCCCGCCGCAAGCCCCACUGCCCAUGGCCGUCAGCCGGGGGCUUCCCCAGCAGCAGCCACAGCAGCAGCUUCUGAAUCUCCAAGGUGCCAACUCCGCCUCCCUCCUCACCGGCUCUGUGCUACAGAGAGCUUUGCUUUUGCAGCAGUUGCAAGGACUGGACCAGUUUGCAAUGCCACCAGCCACGUAUGACAGUACCGGUCUCACCAUGCCCACGGCAACACUGGGGAACCUCCGUGGCUACAACCUGGCAGCCCCGAACCUGACGGCCCCCAGCCUCACACCCCCCCAGCUGGCCACCCCAAAUCUACAGCAGUUCUUCCCCCAGGCCACUCGGCAGUCCUUGCUGGGUCCCCCUCCUGUCGGGGUCCCCAUGAACCCCUCCCAGAUCAACCUUUCAGGGCGGACUCCCCAGAAACAGGCCCGCACCCCCUCCUCCACCACCCCCCAGCGCAAGGAUUCUUCUUCUCAGACGAUACCUGUGGAAGACAAGUCAGACCCCCCAGAGGGGUCUGAGGAAGCUGUUGAGUCCCGAACAAACACACCAGAAGACCAAGAUUCCCCGCCCUGCCCGGAUGACAUCACUAAGGAGAAACGCACUCUAGCCCCUUUGCCUGAGUCUUGUGAGGCAUCUGAGCCACCAGCUAAGAGGUCAAAGAGCUCAGAGUUGCCCACAGAGAAGGGGUCCCCCGGGCAGCUGCAGGCGAAGGUCCAGCCUCGGGCCCGCACCACGGCCCCGAAGCAGACACAGACACCCGAGCUGCUGCCUGAGCCGCCGGAAGCCCGAGUGCUGCCACCGUUGCAGCCCCGGGUUCUGCAGAUCCAGGCCCCGGUGCAGGCGCAGGCGCAGCCACUGACGCCCCCCGCGGACGCCCCGGUGCAGCGCAGGCUGCAGAAGCAGGCGCAGACACAGACCUCCCCAGACUAUGUGGGGCCGCAGCCGCUGCGGAAGGAGGCGGAGCUGCAGAGACAGGUGCCGCCGAAGGCACGUCCGCAGCCCCCGCGGCCGCCACAGCCGCAGAAGCAGGCACAGACGCAGACGUGUCCUCAGGCCCAGCCCCCGGAGCAGCCCCCGAGGCAACCUCCAGGGCCGUCGCCAGGCCAGCCGCCUGACCAGACUGAGGGACAGCCUCAGCCCCCGCCACGGGUGUUGGUGCCGGCCCUAGAGCCAGCGUCAGUUCCGGAUCAUUCCGCGGUGCUCGAGACGCCGCCUGAUAAGGGAGAUAGUGGAGCCGGCCUGGAGGAGGCCUCUCCAGAGCCAGGUGGCGCCCAGGUCAGCGUGGAGAGCCAGGAGGACUUGACCAGUGGCCUGGAUGUGGGAGAAUGUGAAAAACGAGCAAGGGAGAUGCUAGGGGUGUGGGGCGCUGGGGGCUCCCUGAAGGUCACCAUCCUGCAGAGCAGUGACAGCCGGGCCUUCAGCACCGUCCCCGUCACCCCCAUGCCCCGCGCUGGCGACUCUGCAUCUGCCGCCCCGGCCGCCGCCAGCACACCCUCUAAGCAGACCCUCCAGUUCUUCUGCUACCUUUGUAAGGCCAACUGUAGCAGCCAGCAGGAGUUCCAGAACCACAUGUCAGGGGCCCAGCACCAGCAGCGGCUCGGGGAGAUCCAGCACAUGAGCCAGGCCUGCCUCCUGUCCCUGCUGCCCGUGCCCCGGGAUGUGCUAGAGAGAGAGGACGAAGAGCCCCCGCCGAGGCGCUGGUGUAACACCUGCCAGGUCUACUACAUGGGUGACCUGAUCCAACACCGCAGGACGCAGGACCACAAGAUCGCCAAGCAGUCCCUGCGGCCUUUCUGCACUGUUUGCAACCGCUAUUUCAAGACGCCCCGCAAGUUUGUGGAGCACGUGAAGUCCCAGGGGCACAAGGACAAAGCCAAGGAGCUGAAGUUGCUCGAGAAGGAGCUAGCCGGUCAAGAUGAGGACCACUUCAUCACAGUGGACGCUGUGGGCUGCUUUGAGGGUGAUGAGGAGGAGGAAGAGGAAGAGGAAGAUGAAGAAGAGAUCGAGGUGGAGGAGGAAUUCUGCAAGCAGGUGAGGUCCAGAGAUAUAUCCAUAGAGGAGUGGAAAGGCUCAGAGACCUAUAGCCCCAAUACCGCAUACGGUGUGGACUUCCUGGUGCCCGUAAUGGGCUACAUUUGCCGCAUCUGCCACAAGUUCUACCACAGCAACUCGGGGGCACAGCUCUCCCACUGCAAGUCCUUGGCCCACUUCGAGAACCUGCAGAAAUACAAGAAGGCCAAGAACCCCAGCCCUACCAGCAGGCCCGUGAGCCGCCGGUGUGCAAUCAACGCCCGGAACGCCUUGACUGCUCUGUUCACUUCUGGUGGCCGCACACCCACCCAGCCCAGCACCCAGGACACGGCUAAAACCCCCAGCAAGGUGACAGCCCAACCCCCUCCGCCCCCACUACCACGGCGCUCAACCCGCCUCAAAACCUGAUAGAGGGAGCGCGCCUCAGGCCCACCCCGUCUGGGUCUCAGUCUGCUACGCUUUUUAGAAAUCUCGUGUGGAAAUUCUGACAUGGUUGGUGUUUUUACUGAAAAUCUAAUAAAAGAAGGUAGUUUGGCCGUACAGU